AUGUGGCUUCCUCGUUAUUUACUAGCUUUUGCCUCGAUUAGCCAGCUCAUAAUCAACAUUGAUGCCUCCCUCGAUGCCACCACAUCAGCACUUUGGCUUUGUGACCGUGCGUUCUUCCCAGACGACGAAGGCGUUCGGCACGCCUUGCGAAUGUUUCCUGGCAUCACUACAGAUUACUGGAGAGGAUUCUCCUCAGGGAGAGGAAUCUCCUCAGAGGAAGCUGCAAUUGCCGAUUUCAAUAAGCAAUGGCUCAAGGCUCAAGCAUCCGAUUCUACCACUCACCAGAGUCACCAGGCUAUACUGGUGAAAACAGUGAUAAACUAUCUGCUGUUCAACCAAUCCAUGUCUACAAAAGAUCUGCUCAAAUGGUGCAAUGCACUCGAAACAACAGUAAUUAAGCACUAUCAGGCACAUGGAAAGCUUUCUGAUUUCAUUAUCUUUGCUUUUCACACUCUCUUACUGAGGCAUCGCAAUGUCAAGGGUUUCUGGGGAAAACUCAACAACAUGGUGGACCGCAUUAAGAAAGGUCUUGGCCCGCAUCCCUACAACAUCCCAUGGGCGCAUGAACUCUACCACCCUCAUCUCAGUGUCAAUGGCAAUUUUCGUAUUUGGAAGUGUCUUGGGGACCUGAUAAGCGAUGAACCAAGGUUGAAACUCCUCGGAGAGGCAAUAAAUAACUACCCUGGGAUGCCCCCUCUCUGUGCAUCCAAAAAUGUGCCCGAAAAGUCUAGCUUUUCAAUCGGAAAACUAGCUUCAAGUCUAAAACAACUCAAAGUAGGCCACAAAUCUUCCAAGGCAGGGGAAGUCGCCGAGGAAGUCACCAAGGAAGUCGCCGCCUAUCGAUAUAUCACCGAAAACAUUAACAGCAUCUUUACAGAAAUCUUCUUGCUGUUAAACCAUCUGCUGUUCGGCAAACCCAUGUCUAUGAGAGAUCUGCUCAACUGGUGCAAUGCACUCGACCAGACAGUCAUUAAGCACUCUCCACAUGGAAAGCUGGCUGAUUCCAUUAUGUAUGCUUUUCACACUCUCUUACUGAGGCACCGCAAUGUCGAGGAUUUCCGGGUGAAACUCGACAACAUGGUGGACCGCAUUAAGAAAGGUGCACUCCAUGACCCGCAUCUCUACAUCCCAUGGGCGCAGGAAAUCUACCACCCUCACCUCGGUGUCAAUGGUAAUUUUCGUGAUUGGAACGUUCUCGGGGACCUGAUAAGCGAUGAACCAAGGUUGAAACUUCUCGGAGAGGCAAUAAAUGACUACUCCGGGACGUCCCCCCCUCCAACUCAGGAUCUCUCCGCAUCCGCAAAUGUGCCCGAAAAGUCUAGUUUUUCAAUUGGAAAACUAGCUUCAAGUCUAAAACAUCUCAAAGUAGGCCACAAAUCGUCCAAGGCAGGGGAAGUCGCCGAGGAAGUCACCAAGGAAGCCACCAAGAAAGUCGCCGCCUAUCGAUAUAUCACCGAAAACAUUAACAGCAUCUUUGCAGAAAUCUUCUUGCCUGAACCAGCCAAAGACCUAUCCUCUCAGACUAGAGUGGUCUCGAUAGCUGUGCUGUUUUAUCUUCGGAAGAUAGAUAUGAAGACGAGAGCUGUCAACAUUGCACAGUCAAUCAUACAGAACCCAGGCUCCCACUUCCUAUUUGAUUAUGAACGUUUACUACUCCAAAAUUUGAUAAAAUAA
Molecule: messenger RNA, 1674 nt
Organism: Puccinia triticina
Lineage: Eukaryota; Fungi; Basidiomycota; Pucciniomycetes; Pucciniales; Pucciniaceae
Exons: 7
Coding region: 1-1674 (557 amino acids)
Source: RefSeq, a predicted model, not a curated record